GGAGCGGCCCUGGGGCAGGAUGGCAGUGAACCAGAGCCACACCGAGAACCGUCGCGGGGCCCUCAUCCCCUUCGGCGAAAGUGUCUUGAAGCAGAGUCAGGAUGUGGACCUCUCCUUCCUACAGCAACCAGUGGGAUAUGAUCUCUUUAAUGGUACAAAAAGAGGAACAUUGUUUCUCACUUCAUACCGGGUGAUCUUCGUGACUUCACACUUAGUCAGUGACCCCAUGCUUUCUUUUAUGAUGCCAUUUGGUCUGAUGAGUAAUUGCACCAUUCAACAACCAAUCUUUGCCCCCAACUACAUUAAAGGAACCAUUCAGGCAGCUCCGGAUGGUGGCUGGGAAGGACAGGCUAUUUUUAAAUUAUCCUUCAGAAAAGGAGGUGCCAUUGAAUUUGCCCAGCUGCUGAUGAAAGCUGCCUCUGCUGCUGCCAGAGGAAUUCCACUUAGAAGUGUAAAUUACUGGUUCGGCACUUCAGGACUCUAUAUAAUUACUGCACCAGGGGGCAUGAUGUGCACCCAACAGACGCCUUGUCCAGCAUACCCAGUUGUGGUCUACAGACCCCCACCACCAGGAUACAGAGCCCCACCAGCAGGAUAUGGAGCAUCACCUGCAGGAUAUGGAGCUCCGCUUGGGGGAUAUGGAGCCCCUCCUGGGGAAUACGUAGCCCCACCUGUGGGAUACGAAGCCCCGCGUGGGGGAUAUGGAGCCCCACCUGCGGGAUAUGGAACCCCACCAGUGCCAUAUGAAGCCCUGCCUGCAGGGUAUGGAGCCCCACCUGCUGGAAAUGAAGCCCCACCUCCAGCAUAUGAAGCUCCACCUGCUGGAAAUAGAGCUGCCUCUCACAAAUCUGUGGCAGCCCAGCCGGAGGCUUCUCUUCCAUCUACCUCAUCUUCUCAGGCUCAUUUACCACCUUCUAAGAAGUAAACAUUGAAGACUCACCAAGCAAAGGGCACCCUAAAACUGAAGUCACAAUAAUAAGGAUGACUCAGGUGCCAAGCAGUAGGAGGCGUUCCCUGUGCAUGUAGUGGCCUGAUCCUCUCCACAUACCUGUGAGGUCCUGUGCCUCAAAACACAGAUGAAUGUGAGAAGACUCCUGUUCUCAAGGAAGGAAAAUGCUUGAAAACAGACCGCAAGCCAACCAGAGUGAGAGAGAUCCGAACCAGCACGUGAAACAGUUUGGGGAUGGAGACUGAUUUCUGCUCCCUUCACAGAUUGAUUCCUAAAAAGGUUGUCCUUAGAAAACAGGCCUCCUUCCUGUCUAUGUCCUGAGGAUAAAAGAGAAGUCAGUGUAACCGAAGAAGCUAGGGUCACGCUGGUUUUCACCCUUGAUUAAAGCCUGCUUGCUGUUGCAUACCGCUCCUUGGCCUUGGGUCUCUCUGUUUCUGAGGGCAUCUGUGAUAUGCAUUUCCUGGUGCUGUUCCCUUGGGGCCUCCCAGUAGGGCAGCUUGGAUGCACCCAGGCUCUCAGCUUCAGGCUGGGUGCUGCACUUGUCCUGCUUCAACUGUUCAUUGUCUGGUUCCAAGAGAGAUGGAUCUUCUCAGCUGAAGUCUCCGAAUCCCCUUGA
Messenger RNA from Delphinapterus leucas (beluga whale), 1565 nucleotides. RefSeq names its product WBP2 N-terminal like (gene WBP2NL). Gene Ontology annotation, biological process: positive regulation of DNA-templated transcription. The record is from RefSeq and is a predicted model, not a curated record. Lineage: Eukaryota; Metazoa; Chordata; Mammalia; Artiodactyla; Monodontidae. Gene Ontology annotation, cellular component: nucleus. Gene Ontology annotation, molecular function: transcription coactivator activity; chromatin DNA binding.